Messenger RNA from Danio aesculapii, 5781 nucleotides. Its product is annotated as rap guanine nucleotide exchange factor 6. Gene Ontology annotation, molecular function: protein binding; guanyl-nucleotide exchange factor activity. The transcript is spliced from 32 exons. The coding region runs from base 368 to 5014 and encodes 1548 amino acids. Gene Ontology annotation, cellular component: endocytic vesicle; plasma membrane; apical plasma membrane. The record is from RefSeq and is a predicted model, not a curated record. Gene Ontology annotation, biological process: Ras protein signal transduction; positive regulation of GTPase activity; positive regulation of ERK1 and ERK2 cascade. Lineage: Eukaryota; Metazoa; Chordata; Actinopteri; Cypriniformes; Danionidae.
GGUCUCCAACAGCAGCAGCAGCGGCGGCUCGUCAUGUGAAUGUUGUUGCGGCUCUUCUUCAGUCAUGGGCUUCUGCUACUGGACCCUUCUGCUCGGAGGAUCAUACGAGCCUCCUGUUAUUAAUGAUGAUUUACAGUCGCAGAUGGAGAAGUGUCCGAGGAAUGAAGGAUUUGUUUUUGCCAACUUUCGCCGUUUGUGAUUCGCGCUUGAUUUUCAGCAGCGCCUUGACUCAACUUCUCAUGCUAACUGAAGCUAACUCAAAUCAAUGCCAGAUUUGUCCUGCUCCUCAAGCGCUUCGUGAUGAAAUUCGCGUUUUAUUUCAUUCCAGUUUUAUGUUUAACACUGUUUUAACGUCGCACGUGGAUAUAUGAAGUUUUUAUUCCCGGAAACCACAGAGUUUAAUAUGAAUUCCUCAGUAGAUGUAUCGCUGAAGAGAGCUCUGAAAACUCCUCCGACACGACGGACUGCUGAGGAUCUGAACAUCAUCUACACUCAUCUGUACCACAUGGACGUGUUGUCACACCUCAGAGAACAUCAGCUCAGGUCCAUGUGCAUGACGGCCCGGUACGAGUGCUACGAGGCCAACCGUGUGCUCUUCUACGCUGACAGCAUCUCCACCUGCUGGUUCGUCCUGCUGUCGGGAUCAGUGCUGGUGAAGGAGCACAUGUAUCUGGCCCGAUGCUGUUUUGGGACGCAGCGUGGAGGAAGACGAGGCUGUGAAUGCAUCACUCUAGAGCCGUCAGAGAUGAUUGUGGUGGAGAACGCCAGCGAAACCGACCACGCGGACUUACAGAGACACGGCUCGCAGAGACAGUCCCGCCGACGCUUCUGUAGGGUCAGCGCUGGCGGAGAGAGACAGAUGAUCGUGGACAGCCAGGACAACACUGACACGCUUCCUGGUGACCUGAGCAAGAUGCACCUGACGGACCACCCACACCAGCAGAUGCACAUGGCCAACAGCCAAUCAGGAUGCAGCAUCGCCAGCGACUCGGGGAGCAGCAGCCUAUCAGACAUCUACCAGGCUACAGAGAGUGAGCUGGGUGAUGUGGAUCUCUCGGGUCUUCCUGAAGCUCCAGUGGACUCAGAGGAGGAGGAGGAGGAUGAAGACAUGGACCGCUCCUCAGAUGCUCUCCUGGCCAGAGAUCUGGUGCGCGAGUGUCUGGAGAAAGACGCGCUGGACCGCACAGAUGACGACAUUGAGCAGCUGCUGGAGUUCAUGCAUCAGCUGCCGGCGUUCGCCAACAUGACGAUGUCAGUGCGCAGGGAGCUGUGCCGGGUCAUGAUGUUUGAGGUGGUGGAGGGAGAGGGAACCGUCAUCCUGCAGGACAAGCAGGAGCUGGACCUGUGGUAUGUGAUCCUGAACGGUGCAGUGGAGAUCAGCUACAGUGACGGCCGAUCAGAGAUCCUCUGUAUGGGAAACAGCUUCGGCAUCACUCCAUCACUGGACAGACAACUGAUGAGCGGAGCCGUGAGCACCAGAGCAGACGACUGCCAGUUCGUGUGUAUCGCGCAGCAGGAUUACUGCCGCAUCCUCAAUCAUGUGGAGCAGAACACACACAAGGUGGAGGAGGAGGGCGAGAUCGUGAUGGUGAAGGAGCACCGAGAGCUGGACCGCAGCGGCACACGCAAGGGACACGUCGUCAUCAAGGGCACGCCGGAGCGUCUGGUCCUGCAUCUGGUGGAGGAGCCGUCAGUGGUGGACCCCACAUACAUCGAGGACUUCCUGCUAAUGUACCGCACCUUCCUGUCCAGCCCCAUGGAGGUGGGGAACAAGCUUCUGGAGUGGUUCAGAGUCGACACUCUGAGAGACACGGUGACCCGGAUCGUGCUGUUGUGGGUGAACAAUCAUUUCAAUGAUUUCGAGGGUGAUCCAGUGAUGACGCAGUUCCUGGAGGACUUCGAGAAGCUGCUGGACGCCUCGAAAAUGAAGGGUCACCUGCGUCUGCUGAACAUCGCGUGCGCGGCGAAGGCCAAGUGUCGUCAGGUGACGCUGCAGAAGUCCUGCAGAGAGUCUCCGCUGAUGUUCAGCCUGCAGGGAGGCAGCGAGCGCGGCUUCGGCAUCUUCAUCGAGAGCGUGGAGCCCAACAGCAGAGCAGCAGAGGCAGGACUCAAGCGCGGAGACCAGGUCUUGGAGAUCAACGGGCAGAACUUUGAGAACAUCUCCUACACCAAAGCCAUGGACAUCCUGAAGAACAACACACACCUGUCCCUCACCGUGAAGACCAACAUCUUUGUUUUCAAAGAGCUCCAGAGUCGCGUGAGGCACGAGAAGAAGAACGGCGGUCCUCAUAUUCCCAAGAUCCAGGAGCGGAAGAGCAACCGCUUCUCCAUCCCGGAUCUGCCCGGAGACAUGGAGUUUCCCACCGACAGCAAGAGCCACAAGAAGAUGAAGGCCAACACCGUUUCUGGAGGACGCAACAAGAUCCGCAAGAUGCUGGAGAAGACCAGAUUCAGCAUCCUGCCCCCUAAACCCUUCAGUGACAGCGGUGUGUGUCAGUCUCAGGAUGACAGUAUCGUGGGCACUAAACAGUGUCGUCACAGUGUGGCCAUAAUGCCGAUCCCUGGCAGCCUCUCGUCCAGCAGCCCUGACCUGCUGCAGCCCGCCACCACUGUGCUGGACUUCAGCAACCCCUCAGUGGCUGGUUUCUACUAUAUUCCCGAUCAGGUGAUCCGUGUGUUUAAGGCGGACCAGCAGAGCGCCUACAUCAUCAUCAGUAAAGACACCACCGCUAAAGACGUGGUUUCGCAUGUAGUGAGUGAGUUCGGUCUGAUCGCCGCCGCUGAGACCUACUCUCUGUGUGAGGUGUCCGUCAGUCCUGAAGGAGUCAUCAAACAGCGCAGACUGCCGGACCAGCUGUCCAAACUAGCGGACCGCAUACAGCUCAACGGCAGGUACUACCUGAAGAACAACAUGGAGACGGAGACGCUGUGUUCAGACGAGGACGCUCAGGAUCUGCUGCGGGAGAGUCAAAUCGGCCUGCUGCAGCUCAGCACAGUAGAAGUGGCGGCUCAGCUCUCCAUGCGGGACUUCAGCCUGUUCCGGAACAUCGAGUCCACCGAGUAUGUGGAUGACCUCUUCAAGCUGGACCCUGGCGGUGGCGGCGCUGGCCAUCUGAAGCAGUUCGAGGAGAUCAUCAACCAGGAGACCUUCUGGGUGUCCACUGAGAUCCUGCGAGAACCCAACGCCAUCAAACGCAUGAAGACCAUCAAGCACUUCAUCAAGGUCGCACUGCACUGCCGCGAGUGCAAGAACUUCAACUCCAUGUUCGCCAUCAUCAGUGGUCUGAAUCUGGCUCCUGUGGCUCGACUCCGGAGCACGUGGGAGAAACUGCCUAGCAAGUAUGAGAAGCUGUUUCGUGACCUCCAGGACAUCUUCGACCCAUCGCGCAACAUGGCCAAAUACCGCAACAUCCUGAGCAGCCAGAGUGUGCAGCCUCCCAUCAUCCCUCUCUUCCCUGUGGUCAAGAAAGACCUCACGUUCCUGCACGAAGGUAACGACUCGAGUGUUGACGGCCUGGUGAACUUCGAAAAGUUACGAAUGAUUGCCAAGGAGAUCCGACAUGUGGUGCGCAUGACCUCAGCCAACAUGGACCCCGCGCUCAUGUUCAGACAGAGGAAGAAGCGCUGGAAGAGUUUAGGAUCUCUCAGUCAGGGCAGCACCAACUCAAACCUGCUGGACGUUCAGGGGAAUCAUAAGAAGCGUGUGCGCCGCAGCUCGCUGCUCAACGCCAAGAAGCUGUACGAGGACGCGCAGAUGGCCCGCAAGGUGAAGCAGUACCUGGCACACCUGGAGGUGGAGACGGAUGAGGAGAAGUUCCAGAUCAUGUCUCUGCAGUGCGAAGCCGCCUAUAGCACACUGUCCAAGAACCUGAGUGAGCGGCGCUCCACUAAGUCGGACAUGUCUCCGGUGUCCCUGCGCUCCGGUCUGUCUUCCUCCAGGACUCAGAACCGCGUGUCUCAGGUGCUGCAGGUUCCUCCGGUCAGCCUUUAUCCUCUGAGGAAGAAGAGCAUCGCCAAAGACCUGGCCGCUACCUUCAGUCCGAACUCCCCGCAGACGCCGAAGAAAUCCGCUGGUGCAGCCGAGGACAGCAGGAGAACAGAAGAGAGCCUGUCCUCCGUCUCGUCCCUACACUCCAGUCCCACCGUGUCCCCGCAGGGCUCUCCACGCAAAGUGAGCGUCUCGUCGUCUCGGCAGAACGGCUCGUCGGCUCCGGCCCCCGGCGGACGCACCUACGGCAUAGGUUAUGCCCUGAUGCCAGCGGGUCGCUCUGAUCUGUCAGACUCCAGUGAGAUCUCGUCCCGCUCCAGCAUCGUCAGCAACUGUUCCGUGGAUUCGGGACUUACAGUGCCCCCCGCCAGCGUCCCAGCAGAGGCACACACACAUACUCCAGCAGACUGCAGCUGGUCUUCAUCUGUACGGGACUCUACAGUAGCGCUCUCCACCGUCUCCAGCAGUGCUGAGGAGCUGACGGCCCCUGAACACUCCUCCGUCUCAGAGAUCGCGGACAGCGGACGCGCCAGCUGGACCUCCUGCUCCAGCAACUCUCAGGACAGCCUGCAGACGGUGCAGCGGGCCCCGGAGCCGCUCAACCUCCGCCACACCCCCAUGGGCGGCCCGAUCGCAGAGGUGGACCCGGCUCUGCUGGAGGAACGAGACUCAGAGGACGGAUUCGACACCGUUAAACGCAGCAGCACAGAUCCAGUCGACAGCUCCGACUACAAGACCAUCACCUCCAGCACAGAGAGGGGGCUCAUAGUGUACUGUGUAACAUCUCCCUGUAAAGAUGAGCGUUUCCGUGCACCUCCACCAACGCCGCCAGGUUAUCAGGGUCUGACUCUGGGCGCCGCUCAGGCUCAGGACGCCCAGAAGCUCAAACCGCCCGAAUAUAGAGUCGCCCUGCAGAGCUGCAGACUGAGACGCAGCCUGGCGGAACCCCAACCUGAGCCGGAGCCAUCCCGACACACUCACUGCACUGCGGAGAAGGAAGAGGAUGAGCAGGUGUCUGCAGUGUGACUGGCGGUCCUCCUGGUCUCUGAUCUCCAUCCUUCAGUGUUUCUCUCCUUGAGGAAGAAGAGCAUGUGGUUUUCAUCUGCUGCUCCUCCUGGUCUGCGUCUCUCACACACACACACCCACACACACACAGACUCAGCGUUACGGUACUCCACUGAUGCUCUGCUCAUCUUCUGGACUCUCCUCAGCAUCAGACGUGUGUUUACAGCUCCUCGGUUUACAGUGUUUCUCCAGCGUGCUCCGUCUGCUGCCUGGGUUUAGACUCAAUAACGGCGGUGUGUGUGUGUGUGUGUGUGUGUGUGUGUGUGUGUGUGUCUGACAGACGGACAGUGCUUUCUACAUACUGCCGUGAGCCGGAUCGGCACUGCUUGACAAGGGAACUAUAUUUAUAUGCUAGCUGUGCAUCUGGACAGGUCAGUCCCCGGGCAGACGGGAGGUUUUGUACAGGCUGCAGACGCUCUAACAGCAGGUCUCUCUCCGUCUGCAGCACAUUUGUACAUCAGGCUUGAUAAAUCUAUUCUAUUACGGGACAGAACUGGACUAUGAUGAUGGAUGCGGACGCGCUCUUCUUCUGGUUUACUGUUAGUAGGUGUAGUUUGGGUCUGAUUGUAUUAUUGAUAUAAGCAGACAGGUUUUUUUAUGCUAUGUUCUGUUGUAAAUGAAUGUGACGGAUCAUGUACAGCUGAUAUAAGAGAUUGUGCUAUAUAUAAACUGUAUUUUUACUAUUUUGUUGAAUAAACCUGACUGCUCCUGUUACCGGGCAGAGAGUA